CGCUUUUUUCAUUAGCUAGCGGUGUUUCUGAUCGGCUCCUUCUCCAAGUACUGACAAAACCAGCAGGGCAGUGGGCAGAACAAGUGGGCCGCUGAUCUCCAACUUCCACACAGAAAAGCAAGCCGGGAGCCAGGCUGAGUGAACAGGAGAAGGAAGCAGGAGCACCGGAUUCCCAGCACGGAGGCAGCACGUGACCUGCUGGCACCCAGGCACUGGAUGCUUGCAGUGUGUUCCCAAAGCUGCCCAGCUCCCCGCACCGCAUGCUGCCAAGCCAAACCCUCAGCUAAAUGAAGCCCUGAACACCCAUCAGGCUGUACCAGGAGCUGGCUGGUGGCUUGUGCUCAUUGUGAGCCUUUCUUUGCACUCUGUGCUUGGCACAGGGGGGGCAAAGGGAUCCAAAACCCUUGCAGUAAGGUUGAUUUUCACAGGGUAAAGUGCUGCUUUUCUCAAAGCUGUCUCACUUGACACAUGAAUGUGACAAACACAGCAGCACUGAUGCAACCCCAGUGCCUGCAAAGCUCACGAGCUCCUGGACCGUUUGGGUGAGUGCAUGCUAGAGCCCUAUUCCUGAUUACAAAUUCUGGUCAGUUCACCCCUUCCCACCGCAGAGCCAAAUUCAGCCUCCAUUCAAAGCUCCCAGGGCAAUUUGAGGAGGAAGGAGGGCUUAGGCCAAGCUGACAUCAAGCUGAAAUGCAGAGCUUUGAACCUAAGGCAGCCCCCUUUCCCCAGAGCAGCAGGCACAUGGUGACAAAGCUGAUGACAGCAGAGCCAGCAGCAGCUCGUUACCUGAGAGUUCAAAAGCUGCUCUGACAGGGCGUGGAGUUACAGGGACUAUUUUUUCAUGCUGUAAUUUAACUCCGUGCAGUAACCUAACCCAGAUAGAGCCAUGGCUCAAGGCUGGCCGAGCACCCUCAAGCUCAAAGCUGUUCUCUCUGCAGGAUUUUUAAGGAGCAUAGAGAUGCGAUGGAGGUAGAGUCCAGCACGUACACAGACUUCAUUUCCUGCGACAGGGCUGGCCGGAGGAACGCUGUCCAUGACAUCCAGCGGGAUGCAAACACCAUCAGCAUGCGCAAGCUGACCAAGGACAUCGGCGAGCUCGGUGUCGAAGGGGCAGAGAGCAAAGAAGCCAGCACCUCUUCUGAGAGAGACCCUGCAGCAAGACCAAAGGAGCAAGAGAGCAAAUCCUCCCCAUGAGAGCGCACAGGGGGUGGGAUGGGGCUGCAGGAGGGGCUUGCUGUGAACGUUAAGCAAGAAUUUGUUAUUGAAUCUGUGGACAAAAGCCAACCAGGACCAGCAAGAUGUCUGUCACAUGCCUCUGCUGCAACCUUUUUGUUUCAAGAACUGCAAGACACUGCACAAGGACUGGCACCUCCAAAAGACUUCUGCUCCCAUCCCUGAUGACUUAGAGCAACACUGCAGUGUUUGUAGUGAUAUGAGCCAUUCUCAAGAUGCCUUAGCUGCAAUUUUCCCCUAUGGGAAAAAAAUAUUUCAGUAAUAAUAUACACUUUCCUGUCUGAGGUACCUUCCCCCUUUGCAAAUUUAGACUAUUAUUUAUUCUGUUUCUGUAGGUUAGAGGUUUAGAUGAUUGUUUUCUCCAUGCACUGCCCUUAUCCUGCAUCUCACCCCUGAGCUGGCCUCUGGACCAGGGCGGGCAGCAGCAGGCACCUGCCAGCCCUGCACCUCUGGCCAGACCCAUGCAGCCCUGGGAAGGACCAAAGCACAGCCCCACGUGGAUGAGCUCCACUGACAGACCCAGCAGCAUCAGCAUCUCUUCCUUUGGGUUUUAGCGUUUUAAGGUAUUGUUAAGGGGGGGAGGAGGGAGGGAGAAACAUUUUGCUGUUUUGACUGUUGAAAUUCAGGCUUAACUUUGCAAGCUGUUAGCUGAGAUUAUCUCUGGUAGGAUCUCACACCAUUCUUUUAGGAGACAUGUUUUGUGUUAAAGACGGUUUGAUAAAACUAUAUAAGCUGUUGGAAUAAACAACACAGCCUUUAAGUACUGAA
Messenger RNA from Lagopus leucura (white-tailed ptarmigan), 2001 nucleotides. It is a transcript of the gene PKIG, whose product is annotated as cAMP-dependent protein kinase inhibitor gamma. Gene Ontology annotation, biological process: negative regulation of cAMP-dependent protein kinase activity. The coding region runs from base 964 to 1194 and encodes 76 amino acids. The transcript has 2 exons. NCBI's taxonomy places the organism in Eukaryota, Metazoa, Chordata, Aves, Galliformes, Phasianidae. Gene Ontology annotation, molecular function: cAMP-dependent protein kinase inhibitor activity. Gene Ontology annotation, cellular component: nucleus; cytoplasm. The record is from RefSeq and is a predicted model, not a curated record.